Molecule: messenger RNA, 444 nt
Organism: Strongylus vulgaris
Lineage: Eukaryota; Metazoa; Nematoda; Chromadorea; Rhabditida; Strongylidae
Source: the annotation of a GenBank genome assembly
CUACCAUCCUAUGAUACUCCGCCGACGCAGCGUGCAAGUGGAGGGGGUGCUAUGCCACAUAUUAUUGCUCCACCAGUUCAUGAAGAUGCUGCAUCCACCUCCUCACCUCCACCACUUCCACAGUCGCUUCCUCCCCCCAUAGCCUCAAGUGCGAGCAUCGCCGCACCUCCACCACCGCCGCCUCCGCCACCACCAAAUUUCCUAAAAUCCUCUCCGGCAUCAACAAUCACCCCAACCAGUGUGACCAAGGCUGGCAUCUCUGUAGAAGCUCUACGAUCAGUAGCUCUUAAGAAACCGGAAAUGGAGGAGAGGAAGGUACCAGUUGGCUUAGUACCAAAUGGAUCAGCGGACUUCCACGCGGAUCUUAGAAACGCACUAGCAAAGCGAAGAUGCAAAGUAGCUCUUGAAAAUGAUGAUGAAGACAAAAGCGACACCGAUUCGUAA